Molecule: messenger RNA, 840 nt
Organism: Penicillium diatomitis
Lineage: Eukaryota; Fungi; Ascomycota; Eurotiomycetes; Eurotiales; Aspergillaceae
Exons: 1
Coding region: 1-840 (279 amino acids)
Molecular function (GO): ureidoglycine aminohydrolase activity
Source: RefSeq, a predicted model, not a curated record
AUGGGCAGCGCCAGAACAUACUACGCGCCCACGGGUGGCUUGCCCCCUCAGACGCAAAUCCUUACCGACCGCGCAAUGUUCACCGAAGCCUAUGCGGUCAUCCCUAAGGGCACCUUUAGCGACAUCGUGACCAGCUUUCUUCCAUUCUGGGACAAGACCCGUCUGUGGGUGAUUGCGCGCCCUCUCUCCGGCUUUGCAGAGACCUUCUCGCAAUAUAUAAUGGAAGUGCAGGCAGGCGGUGGCAGUGAACGCGCGGAGCUAGACGAGGGCGCCGAGGGCGUCAUCUUCGUCGUGGAGGGCCAAGUCACCAUCACACUUGACGGGAAACCACACCAACUCACCGAAGGUGGCUAUGCAUACCUACCUGCCAAGAGCGGCUGGAGCUUGUGCAACAAGGGCUCGUCAACUGCACGAUUCCACUGGGUCCGCAAGGCAUACGAAUACGUCGAGGGUCUCGACAAGCCUGAUCCGCUCUUCCUGAAUGAGAAGGAUAUCAUGCCCACUGAGAUGCCGGGCACCAAUGGUGCGUGGGCCACGACGCGCUUCGUGGACCCAUCUGACAUGCGGCAUGAUAUGCAUUGCACCAUUGUGACGUUCGAGCCCGGUGGUGUUAUUCCUUUCGCGGAGACCCAUGUGAUGGAGCAUGGACUUUAUGUUCUGGAGGGCAAGGCCGUCUACCGCUUGAACCAGGACUGGGUGGAGGUUGAGGCUGGUGACUUCAUGUGGUUGCGUGCGUUCUGUCCCCAGGCUUGUUAUGCGGGUGGGCCGGGGAAGUUCCGUUACUUGUUGUAUAAGGAUGUGAAUCGCCAUAUGAAGCUGUCACAUCACUCUCGCCCUUAG